Molecule: messenger RNA, 459 nt
Organism: Aspergillus mulundensis
Lineage: Eukaryota; Fungi; Ascomycota; Eurotiomycetes; Eurotiales; Aspergillaceae
Exons: 1
Coding region: 1-459 (152 amino acids)
Source: RefSeq, a predicted model, not a curated record
AUGGCGGAACUAUUCGCCCUCAUCAGCGGCGCCGCCGGCGUCGUCUCCCUCGGCCUCACAGUGUGUCAAGGCCUGGUCGCGUACUACGGACCCUUCACGACCUUCAGCAGCGAAACCGAGAACUUUCUCACCAGAGUCAAGGGUCUCAGCGCGACACUCGAGCUGCUCCAGUCGAAAUUGAAUCACCUCGAGGGACAAGCUCCGUUGAACCCGUACAUCACCGAUGAGCUUCAACUCGUCACCGACCGGAUCAACGACUGCGGAGGCGCGCUGCAGAGUCUCUCUGACGCCUUAGCCGAAUGUCAAGGAUUUAAUACAUCGGGAAUACUGAAGAAAAAUGGAUGGAAGUUCGCAAAGACGCUGUAUCCGUUCCGACGGGGGACGAUUAUCGCUUUGAUGGCCAUCAUGACGGGGUUGCAGUCGAACCUGGAUAUUGCGUUGCAGGUUCUGCUUUUGUGA